AUGGCAUCGACUACGGCCUCCACGCCUUUCUCUGUUACAGGCAAGACGGCCAUCAUUACCGGCGCAGGAUCUGGCAUCAAUCAUUCGUUUGCUGAGCUCCUCCUGUCAAGAGGCUGCAACGUUGUAAUUGCCGACCUUGGCCUUCGCCCGGAAGCCGAGGAGCUCGUCUCCAAGCACAGCGACAAGGCAAAGAGCCCCCGAGCCAUAUUCACCAAGACAGACGUGACGUCCUGGCCGGAUCUCAACCGCAUGUUCGAAGUCGCCGUUGCGGAAUUCGGAGGCUUUGAUAUCGUCUGUCCCGGAGCAGGUAUUUACGAGCCACACUGGUCCAACUUUUGGCACCCGCCAGGAUCCCCGGAGAGCAAGGAUGCCAUCGAUGCUGGCCGCUAUGCUCUUCUGGACAUCAAUUUAACACAUCCCAUUCGGACGACCCAGCUCGCUCUGCAAUAUUGGAUCGGUCCUCCAAAGUCUGGAGCCGGUACCCGACCUCCCGCCCCGGCACCGGUGUCCAUCGACAACCCGAAACGAGUGGUGCUCAUCUCCUCUAUCGCAGCGCAAAUCCCGACAUUCCGAGCUCCGCUGUACGGCGCAUCAAAGCAUGCGAUUACAGGAUUUACGCGGUGUCUUGCCGACCUUGAACCAAAACUAGGCGUUCGUGUCACUGCUGUAGCUCCGGGACUCGUCAAGACGCCGAUUUGGACAGAACACCCCGAGAAGCUGGUCAAUCUAGAUCAAGAAAAGGAUGGCUGGAUCACCCCGGAGCAAGUGGCCAAUGUCAUGGUGGAAUCCAUGGAAAAAGAGACAAUCGUGGGUGGAACUGUGCUGGAGAUUGACAAGCAUAAAACACGGCACAUCCAAGUGUACAACGAUGUCGGACCGGAUUUUAGCCCUGGCGGAGGAAUAGUAGCUAGCAGGUCGGCUGAGGGUGAUAACAUGGUCUGGAAUUGGCUUGGAGAUGAGAGCAUUUGGGCUGUCCACGAUUGGGGCAACCAAUAG
Molecule: messenger RNA, 996 nt
Organism: Metarhizium acridum CQMa 102
Lineage: Eukaryota; Fungi; Ascomycota; Sordariomycetes; Hypocreales; Clavicipitaceae
Cellular component (GO): cytoplasm
Molecular function (GO): oxidoreductase activity, acting on the CH-OH group of donors, NAD or NADP as acceptor
Source: RefSeq, a predicted model, not a curated record